AUGGAUGAUCGAAUCGUGGACACGAUAUUCGCAGGUUCGUUGGAGAAUCUGCCUCCGGUGAGUUCGAAGAUCGUCAGGAUCUUCACCAGUUCCACGUUCACAGAUACCACUAUGGAAAGAAACACGCUGAUGGCAAAAUGCUACCCCAAAAUCAAAGACUACUGCAGGGAGAAGCACGGUUUGGAAUUUCAGGUGGUCGAUAUGCGUUGGGGUGUCCGAGACGAAGCCACCGAUGACCACAUGACAACAGAACUCUGCAUGAAGGAAAUCCAGAAUUGCCAGCGACUCUCCAUGGGCCCGAACUUCGUUGUAUUCUUGGGGCAAAAGUACGGAUACAGACCUAUACCCACUUACAUCCUGUCGUCUGAACUGCAGAUGAUCAGAGAUGAAUUGGCUGCAACUGGUGGCGACCCAACGUUGAUUGAUACUUGGUACCGCAAAGACAGCAACGCCGUUCCUCCGAUCUCCGUGCUUCAACCCAUCUCCUCGAUUUUAACAAACUUCAACAACAAACGCAUCCCAAAACUUCAAGCCGAAGAUCAAGCGGUCUGGUGGGACACCUUGGGGAAGUUCCAGAAGAUGUUCCGCAAAGCCUCGAGCGCUCUUUAUCAGCAGGGAAAGAUGAGCGCCGAUGAAAUGCACAACUAUUUCAUGUCCGUGACUGAAAGGGAAGUGAUUAAUGGGAUAUUGAGCGUGCGUAACACGAAGAAUCACUGCUUGGCUUACGUCAGGUACAUCAACAACAUCAACCUGCAGAAUCUCAAGAAGGCUUCGCUUUUCGUCGACGUUAUCAACAGAAGUUUGGACGUGGAAUCGGCAAAGUUGUUGGGAAAUCUCCGAGAUGAGCGGCUUCCUGAUAAGAUCGAGACCAGCAACAUGCAGAAGUACAACGUGGAGUGGAUCGGACGCGAGGGUCUCGAUAACGAAACGCACGGGGAGUAUUUGAAGCACUUCAUCACGCACUUCUACAAGAACAUCAUUAAGCUGGUGGAUAGAGCGAUGAGGAAGGAGGAUUCGAGCGCUCAAGGCCAAAUUGUCACGGAGAUUCUCCAACAUCUUCACGCUUGCAACAAUUCUGUUAAGGUCUUUUACGGACGCGACGAUGAUUUGGAGAGGAUCCACCAGUACAUGAUUGGCGAUGACGAAAAGCCGUUCGUGCUUUACGGUGAAGGCGGUUGCGGCAAAACCUCGAUGUUGGCGAAAAGUGCCGCAAUGUCCACGUAUUUCGGAUGGUUCAAGGAUUCGAAACCGUUGAGCAUCGUGCGCUUCUUAGGGACGACCCCCGAUUCCAGCGCUUUAACACCUACCCUGAUUUCUAUAUGCCAGCAGAUCUCCUACAACUUCAUGAUUCCUUUCGAAACGAUUCCCGAUGAUUUGGUCCCAUUGACCGCCCAUUUCAAGCAGAUGCUCACCAUGGCUACGAAAGACCAACCUUUAUUCUUCUUUCUGGACUCUGUGGAUCAGCUGACCGGGACCGGAACCGGAAACAAAGUCUCCUGGUUACCAACGAGGCUUCCACAGCACUGCAAAAUUAUAGUGACGUGCGCUUGCGAAGAAACCAAUCCGGAGGUAUCGAGGGAAUACCACAUUUUAAGGAAGAUGAUCGACGUUGACGAAAACUUCUUGGACGUCACGCCUUUGGGCGAAGAACUUGCGAUGCAAGUCAUCAAGAUGUGGAUGAAAACUGCAUGCAGAGAUCUCACCAAUUACCAGUGGAGGCUGGUUUCCAACGCCAUAGAGAAGUGUUCUUUGCCGAUCUUCGUGAAACUGGUGUUUGCGGAGAUCUGCCGAUGGCGCAGCUACACGAAAUCCCAGGACACGCACCUGGCUUCGACCGUCAUGGAUUCAAUCAUGAUGCUGUUCGAGCGAAUCGAAAAACAGCACGGAAGAAUCUUGGUUUUCCACGGAUUGGCGUAUAUUACAGCAGCGAAAAGCGGUCUCUCCGAAUCCGAAUUGGAGGAUCUAAUCUCUUUGGACGAUAAAGUCUUGGACGACGUUUACCAAUACCACAUGCCUCCUGUUAGGAGGAUUCCUCCGCUGCUUUGGACGCGAAUCCGCAACGAUUUACCCAAUUACCUUUCAGAGAGGGAAGCUGAUGGUGUAAGCGUCAUGAAUUGGUAUCACAGGCAAUUUCGAGAUACGGCAAAGGAACGAUAUUUCAAGAACCAAAAUAUGGCUUUGUAUUUUCACUCAAUGAUCGCCGAUUAUUACUUGGGAAUUUGGGGCGGCGGUAAACCGAAGCCCUUCAAGUACACGGAGAUACAAAGGCAUCGUUUUAAUUUGGCUGAUAAAGAGGGAAUAGCCGAUAGGAAAGUGCCGGUUCAGCCGUUGGUUUUCUACGGAAAAGACGGAAAGGUCACUAGGUAUAAUCUACGAAAAUUUGGAGAACUUCCUUACCAUUUGGUACGUUCCAAAAGAUACACCGAUCUGUACGAAAACGUCCUCUUCAACUACGAGUGGCUCCACGCGAAACUAUCCUCUUGUCCUCUGCAAGCUUUGCUCUCCGAUUACGAAGACGCUUCCAGUCACAUAGAAAAUAAAGAUAGUAGAAGGUGUAAUAUUAAUGUUUACAAAAGGGAAUUGAUGCUUGUAGCUGACGCUUUGAGGCUCGGCGGAGCUGUUCUGGGACAAUACCCAAACAUGUUGGCUCCUCAACUGGUAGGUAGACUUCUUCCAGAGGUUGGACCAAACGCGAACAUAAAAAUGUUGCUCAACGAUUGCGACAUCAAAGGUCCCAAUCAAUGCGCUUUGAUGCCUUUGUACCAUUGUUUGCAUACGCCCGGUGGACCUCUCAAGUAUUCUUUGGAAGGGCAUCAAUUCGCAGUUUUCGGAUUCUGCUUGACAACGGAUUACAGAUACGUUGUGUCCAUCUCGAAUCGAUUCAUAACUUGGGAUCUAUCCACCAGCGAUUUGACGAGGGAUGUCAAUCCGAACAUCGAAGGUAUCAUGCAGCAAUUGGUCUUGAGUCCGGACAACAAAUGGGCCGCAGCUUACACCAAUAACAAUGAAACAAUAUUAUUGAACAUGCUGACCAGCGAGUUUAUAUCCAUCGCUAAUCCGUUACCUGAUGACAACGAAGUUGUAGGUGUUCAUCUACUAAACCAUAACUUGUAUAUUUAUGGUACUAGUGCUUGGGUGGAAUACGAUAUGCGAGGUCAACUCUUGGAGAGGUACGAGAGUGCUUGCGAUCAAAACCAAUGGCGCAUUUUAUUUAUGGAAUUCGCCGAUAAAACCAAUUACUACAUCAUCUACUGGUCCGGGAAUAUAGAUGAUGACCGCAUGGUCUUACACACUUACGUGGAUGGUAUGGCUAUGGAACCAUUGGAUUACCAUAGCGGAAUCGUCUUCACGAAGAACCGGAAAGCUCUGUACGCCUGCACGAAUAACGACCAUCAUUCUGUUACGAAAUAUACAAAAAAUAUUGAGGAAAUGCGCUGGAUUCAAGAAAUUGAGUUACCUAGAUCAUCCACCGAUAACACUGAAGUCGUUCUUCAAUUGCGUCUGGAUAAAGAUGAUUGCGUCCUUUUGGCCACGACGAGUAAUGGGUUCAUCAUCUGGGAUCUGAAUGAAGAGGAGAAAAUUAGUGAUGGUGCUGUUGCUUUAAGUCUUCCUUACGCCACAAGGAAUAUCACGACGAAAAUGUUGCAUUCCAAUUCUAUUGUCUUGAGCGCGCACAAGAAUUACGCAAUUGCUGGUGUUAGGAAGAAUCUGUACGUGUGGAGCGUGAAGACUGGUAAGUUGAUGAAAGUUUUGGACGCGCAUUUUGGUCGAAUCAUCCAUUUGGAACCUUUAACCAUCGGCCACUGGAACAGCAUAGUCACUUCCAGCAUAGAUCGAACUGUUAAAGUGUGGAACAUCAACAACAUCUUCGAGCAGGUCCACGUGAUUGAUCGUCACGAACUGCAAGUCGAUUCAAUUAGUUUAUCAAACGAUUUGAGUUUAGCUGUGACAGCAACGAGGAAUUGCAUCGGAGUUUGGGAUUUGAGGAUCGGCAAACUUUUGGCCAAAUUGGCGGACAGUCCUUUAGGCGCCAUAGUUACCCACGCGUUGGUAACUCCUGAUGGAAAAUUCAUCAUUUCUGCCGAAUCUGGUAACAUCUUGUUCUGGAACCGUUUGACUCAAUUAGUGGUGUUCAAGGAGGAGCAAAUCGGGAUAAAGCAGUUGACUUUGAUGGACGAAGGCUCCAAAGUUUUGAGUAUUUCAAAGCCGACCAAUCCUUCGGGCACUGAUUUGGUGAAAACUACAGCCACUGCUUGCGUCCGCCACAUCCCAGACGGCGAAUUGGAAUACUCAUUUGAUUAUGCUAUAAAGAGCGUGACUGGGGUACCUUUUAAGAAGGCGGUCAUAACUUCUGAUGGACAGAACAUAGUGGUAGCUGGUAACGACAAGACUAACAGGGAUUGCGUUAUAGUUUUCAGCGCUAAGAACGGUAGUUUAGUGCACAAGAUCGGCCUCAAGCAUUGCUCGAUCAGGGAGCUUCAAUCUCUGAUCGCAAUGCCUCACAAGGGCUAUUUGAUUGGAGCCGUGGCUCCAGACAAAUGCGCAAUCAUCGAUAUAAGGACUAAGAAGCAUAUUCGAACUGUACCGAAAUGGGGAGGAAUUUGCACCACCGAUGGUAAAUUCGGACUCUUCGCUCCUUCCAGAGGCGGUUUGGAGUUGAUCGAACUGAAGAAAGGGCAAACAGUUAAAACCUUCAUACCGAAAGUAGCCGAAGGCGUGUUUUCCAUCAUAUGCAUGUUCACGAAAGCCGACGAGUACGUCUUGUAUUAUCACAGCGGUAAGAAAACUUUAAGGGUCUUCAGAACCUCGGACGCUGAAAUGAUUGCGAAUUACCGAUGCCAGGCAGAAUUAUCCGCAGUCGAAAGUACCGAGGAUGGAAGGGCUUUGGUAUUGGGAACGGUAGACGGUUGCGUCUCU
Nicrophorus vespilloides is the source of this 4917-nucleotide messenger RNA. Its product is annotated as NACHT and WD repeat domain-containing protein 2. Gene Ontology annotation, molecular function: protein binding. The record is from RefSeq and is a predicted model, not a curated record. Lineage: Eukaryota; Metazoa; Arthropoda; Insecta; Coleoptera; Silphidae.